AUAAUAAUGUCAAAAAAUUGUAUUUUCCAACGGCCACCGCUAAACGGAUUUACAUUCAAUAGUUUUAGUUAUUCAUAAUUCAAACCAAUGAAAAAGUGUGUGUUAUCAUAAUAUCCUCGAUGAGUUGGUGUACGUCAAGAUGUACAUCAAGUCUAUAGUGUUGGACGGUUUCAAGUCAUAUGGGAAUCGUGUGGAGAUCACCGGUUUCGACCCCGAAUUCAACGCUAUCACUGGACUGAACGGCACAGGGAAGUCGAACAUCUUAGAUUCGAUAUGUUUUGUGUUAGGAAUCACCAAUUUAUCAAACGUGCGUGCGGGCAGCCUGCAGGAGCUGAUCUACAAACAUGGGCAGGCGGGUAUCACCAAGGCCACUGUGAGCAUAACCUUCGACAACAGAGACAGGAGACAAUGCCCCAUUGGAUAUGAAAAUCAAAAUGAAAUUACUGUUACAAGACAGGUGGUGAUGGGAGGUAAGAACAAGUACAUGAUCAACGGCAUCAAUGUUCAGAACAAGCGCGUGGCAGACUUGUUCUGCUCGGUGCAGCUGAACGUGAACAACCCUCACUUCCUCAUCAUGCAAGGUCGGAUCACUAAGGUGCUCAACAUGAAGCCACCUGAGAUCUUGUCCAUGGUGGAGGAGGCAGCCGGGACCAGAAUGUAUGAGGCUAAGAAACAAGCUGCACAGAAGACCAUAGAGAAGAAAGACGCUAAACUUAGAGAACUUAAUGAUAUAAUAAGAGAGGACAUAGCACCAAAACUACAAAAGCUACAAGAUGAAAGAUCUCAGUUUCAAGAAUAUCAAAAAGUUGUGAGAGAGUUGGAGAAUCUCAAUAGAUUAUACAUAGCUUAUAAGUUCGUAACAGCAGAGGAGCGCGCGAAGGAAGCGGAAGCCAAAGUGACGGAAGUACAAGAAGACAUACAGAGACAGAAGGAUCAGAUCAAGAACAACCAGAAGGAGGCCAAGGAGUUCGACAAACAGGUUGCGGAGCUCAACAAGAAGCUAGAUGAGGAAAGUGGCAACGUUCUCAAAGAGUUGGAGAAAGAGCUGCAGUCGCUAGAGAAGACAGAAGCCUCAGCGUCGUCCGCGCACCGCGCCGGGCGCGAGGCGGUGACGUCACACGACAAGCGGGCCAGCCUGCUGCGGCGGGCGCUGGCCGACGACCAGGCCGCGCUCGCUGCCAAGAAAACUGCCUUGGACAAGGUGGAAUCAACAUUCGAGAAUCUCCGCACGGCGAGUGAAGCCAGUAACGCGGCACUAGCUGAAGCGCAGCAGAAGUUCCUCGCUGUCAGUACUGGUCUAGAGGGAGCUUCAGAGUCACUGCAAGAUCAACUAAUGGCGGCAAAGCAAGAGGCGUCAGAAGCAGCGACGCGUAUCUCGCAGAGCACGAUGGAGAAGGCGCACGCGGAGAAGCGGCUCAAGGCGCUGCAGCGGGACUUCCACAGCAGCAGCGCGCAGUACCAGCGCGACCAGCAGCACAUAGCCCAGCAGCAGGCGCAGCUCGAUGCGCUGCAGACGGAGUUGUCGGGCAUGAGCUUCAGCGCGGAGCAGCAGACAGCACUGCGGGAGCGGGUGCGGACUCUGCACGGCGCAGUGCGGCAGCAGCGCGACGCGGCGGACGCGCUGGCGGCGCGGCUGUCGCGCUGCAACUUCCGCUACUCGCCGCCCACGCCCGACUUCGACGCCAGGCGCGUCUCCGGUACAAUCUGUAGACUGAUUGAUGUCUGCGACCCCAUAUACUGCACUGCAUUGGAAACUGCAGCGGGAGGUCGAUUGUACAACGUGGUGGUGGACACGGAGGUGACGAGCAAGCUGCUGCUGCAGCGCGGCCAGCUCACCACGCGCACCACCAUCGUGCCGCUCAACAAGAUCAGCUCGCACGUCAUCGACCGCAAUACCGUCCGCAAGGCGCAGGAGAUCGGCGGCGGUCCCGAGAACGUGCAACUGGCUCUGGACCUGAUCUCGUUCGAGAGUCACCUGAAGGCCGCCAUGUCGUGGGUGUUCGGCGGCACGCUGGUGUGCCGCGACCUGCAGACGGCGCGGCGCGUGACGUUCCACCCCGCCGUGCGGCGGCGCUGCGUCACGCUGGACGGCGACGUGUUCGACCCCGCCGGCACGCUGUCCGGCGGCGCCAAGCUCAAGGGAGGCUCGUUGCUAGUGCAGCUACAACAGCUGAAGCAGCUAGAACAAGAACUGAAGACGUCGCAGGCGCAGCUGUCGCAGUGCACCAACGAGCUGCAGGCCAUGCAACACGUCGGCGAGAAGUACACCGCCUUGCAACAGAAAGUGGAGAUGAUGUCGCACGAGCUGGACGUGGUGAAGGCGCGGCUGGCCACCACCUCACACGCGCAGACACACGCUGAAAUAGAGAGCUUGCGGGCACAGGUAGCGGAGCUGACGGCGGCGGUGACGCGUGACCGAGAGACGCAGAAGGAGACAGCCGCGAGGGCAGCACAGCUCGAAGAGAAGGUCCGCGACAUCAAGGGGCACAGAGAGAGAGAGUUCAAAAAAGCAGAAGAAGCGUUAAAGAAAGCGAAGAAAGACGCGGAACUUCACGGCAGCUCAUGGAAACAGCGGGAACAGGAGCUGGAGACGUUAAAGCUAGAAGUGUCGGAGUUGCAGCAAGCAGUUGCCACGAGCACGCAACAACUUGCUGAGACUAAAGCGGCUGCGGAAGCCUUGCAUGAGAGCUUGGAGAAGGCCAAAGAGGAACACAGUACUGCUAGCGAAGCGGUAAAAGAGAUGCAGGGUCGCAUCAAGCGUCAGAAGGCGGAGAUCGCGGGCCGCAACACGGAGAUCUCGCGCAUCCUGCACAAGAAGGAGCAGCUCGGCAAGCUCAGCGCCGACCUCGAGCUCAAGAUCAAGGAGCUCGAAUACACCAGCAAGGAGCUGCAGGCUGAGGCCACGGAUCUGCAAGCCAAGAUAAUAUCGCUGGAGGACGAGAACCCGUGGAUCAGCUCGGAGAAGUCGUACUUCGGUGCGCCGGGCGGCAUGUUCGACUUCACGGCGCGGCAGGCGAGCGUGGCCGGCGCCCGCCUGCAGCAGCUGCGCGAGCGCCGCGACCGCCUCGCGCGCGGACUCAACGCGCGCGCACACACGCUGCUCAGCAAGGAGGAGGAACAGUACCAGGACGUGCUGCGCAAGAAGCAGAUCGUGGAGGCGGACCGCGCCAAGCUGGUGCAGGUGAUGGCGGAGCUGGACGAGAAGAAGCGCCGCACGCUGGUGGCGGCCUGCACGCAGGUCAACCGCGACUUCGGCUCCAUCUUCAGCACGCUGCUGCCCGGCGCCCAGGCCAAGCUCACGCCGCCAGACGGACUCACUGUGCUCGACGGGCUGGAGGUGAAAGUAGGCUUCAACAUGACAUGGAAGGAGUCUCUGGGCGAGCUGUCGGGCGGGCAGCGGUCGCUGGUGGCGCUGUCGCUGGUGCUGGCCAUGCUGCUGUUCAAGCCGGCGCCGCUCUACAUCCUCGACGAGGUGGACGCCGCGCUCGACUUGUCGCACACGCAGAACAUCGGACAGAUGCUCAAGGAACACUUUAAGCAUUCACAGUUCAUAAUAGUAUCUCUAAAAGAUGGUAUGUUCAACAACGCGAACGUACUAUUCCGUACGCGGUUCGUGGACGGCAUGUCCUCAGUACAACGCACGGUCAACUCGCGCCGGUGAACCAACCGGCCUUAACUAGCCUAAUGGAUACUAAACCAAACGAGCUUUGUACAUACUAAUUAUACGUAGAUCGUAAUACAAUGCCUAAACAGGAUUGAACAGUGCUCUUAUAAUUGGUGGCUAAUAUCACCCCUCUUUCUGUCGGGGGUUAAAACGGUGCGAUGUUUACAUAGAACCUUAAUCUUAUAUGACGAAACGCGACUUUAAAACAGCAGUCACAAUUGGAAUAGUUAUAUAGAUGUACUGAACUGAAUCAAAACGUCAAACGUAAGUAUAGUGAAGGUAAUUUUUUGUUUUGUCAUACGAAUUUAUAGGUUCUGUGUAUACUAGUUUAGGACAUGAUAAAAUAUGUGAUCUAGUUUUGCCUAAAGUAAUGGAACUGAGUGAAUGCCGACGGCUGGCAUCGUGAUCUAAAGUUAAAAGUAAUUAGCAAUAAGUAUUGUAUUGUCUUAAUAAACAACAUGUGUUUAAGUUGUAUGUGAUGACGAAACAUCGACCAUUAUACACGACGUCAAUCUAUGUUAUAAUAUUUUGAAAGUAUUUGUUAAUUUCCAAGUCUCAAUUUAUUAAUGUUCAUAAUUACACAGUGCGCCAAAACAUAAGGGCGCAUUCGCACAGACAGCGAUCCGUUUUUAUUCGGCAAUGGCGUAUUCAGUUGUACGAAACAUUUCACACUCAGCUCACUGUAUUCCAAAUCCAGUAAAAAUUGCCAUAUCGUCCAGUGUCAUUUUCUUCUUUCAUCGAUUUCUUCUGCAAUGUAAAUAUAGCUUGUAUCUAUUUUGUUGGCUUUUGUGAUUCGCCAAAUUCAAAAUUGGAACGAUUCAUUUAGUUAACGUUUUUGAAAAGAUUUAAUUUGUGCUACACGUUUGUUUGACAUGUCAUUGUUUAGAAGUAAUGAAUUACAAGAUGUCAGCCAAGACUGAUAGUCGUUGUGCUGUAAAGUUAAUUAGUUGUAUGUGUAUAGUUUAGAAUAAAGCUCUUAAUUUUC
Molecule: messenger RNA, 4649 nt
Organism: Helicoverpa zea (corn earworm)
Lineage: Eukaryota; Metazoa; Arthropoda; Insecta; Lepidoptera; Noctuidae
Gene: SMC2
Product: structural maintenance of chromosomes protein 2
Exons: 22
Coding region: 140-3661 (1173 amino acids)
Biological process (GO): chromosome organization
Cellular component (GO): chromosome
Molecular function (GO): ATP hydrolysis activity; protein binding; ATP binding
Source: RefSeq, a predicted model, not a curated record